AUGCGAAGUAAUCCGCACCCACCGGCGAGCAAGCCGCCGCCGCGCCAACCGAAGCCAUGGCCGGCGUACGAGCCGGCGGCGAUCCACAAGCUGCCGCGCGACGUGAUCGCGAAGAUCUUUUCGCAUCUGUCCGUCGCAGACCGGUGCUCCGUGUCGCUCGUGUGUCGCCUGUGGUUUCGCUACGAGCGACUACUGCCACAUUACAUGCAGAGCGAGGUGAGCGCAACGGAGAUCCGCUUCGUGCUGCGCGGCUUCCCCCUCAUCCGCACGCUGCGCGUCCGCUGCCUCGGCCCAACCGUGCUGCCGGGGGCUCCGCGGGAGCAGCGCGCGGACGACCGCCACCACAAGCGCCCGGGGGGAGGGGGAAACGGGGGAAUGAGCGCAGGGGCUGGAGGAGGCGGAACGGGGAUUGGUGGAGGCGGGGCGCAGGUUGGGGGAAGCGGAACAGAGGCUGGGGGAGGCGAAGCGCGGGUAGCAGCUGUUGGCGGAGGAGAAGCGCGGAACGGCUCACCGCACGCCGCCGCCGCCGCCGCCACUCCCCAGUCUCCUAUCAGCGACGCGGAUGUUCUAGACGGGUCAGCCAUUGUGCGUCUACUCUCUCUCAACACUCCCCUGCAGAUCCAACAGGUGGCGGGAACACAGAUAGAAUACCUCUCUAUCUGUAACUGCGGGGAGUACGAGGUCCAUCAGGUGUUAAGAGAUUACUUAACGCAUACUAUUGCUACGUGGGGGUGCAGCAUUCGGCAUAUCGAGAUGCACGAUCCGUUGCCGCUAGCGGACGAGUUUUGGAAAUGUGUGGAGGGACACCCGAUGCUUAGCAAAGUGACUGUGUAUAAGUGCACGCACUUAACGGACCGGUUUCUGCGCCACGUGGCGCGGUGCGGCGCGCUGAAGGAGAUCUCGAUUGCCAGCUGUCCGAACGUGAGUGGCGGCGGGUUUGCUGAGCUGGCGGAGAAGUGCCCCGGAUUGGAGGGGAUGCAUCUGGAGGAUUUGAGUCUGUCCGUCGUGGCGAAGAAAGCGCGCAGCGCGCCUGGCGCAGGGCGCGCGGGCGGUGGAGGGGCGGGGGAAGGGGAACGAGCGGAAGGGAGGGUGGGGUUGGAUGGGAGAGCAGCGAAAGGGGAAACGGAAAGGAUAGGGGGAGGUGAAGGAGAAAGGGGAGUGGGGGGGGCAGGGGAGGAUGUGCGCAUGGGUGAGAGGGGAGGAGCUGACAGCAUGGAGGGUAGGAAGGGGCGAGACGGGGACAGGGCCCAAGAGUGGGGCAUUGGACGGGCGGAUGAAGCGAAUGGGGCAGCGAGGGAGAGUGGAGAGGCAGAGGCGGCAGCAGAGGCGCUAGCAGGAGGAGAAGGAACGGUAGCAGCGAGAUGGGGAGGCAAUCUCGCUGCGUCCUUCCCGAACCUGUCCUCCUUGAAAAUCAUCAACUGUGCGCUCGAUGCCCAUUGGCUGGAAAUGUUUGCCGGGCAGCUGCCCGCCCUGCGCCGGCUGACUGUCAUGGCCUGCCCAGACCCACUCGACCGGUUCUUUCUGACCGCUGCCCGGACAGCUGCCCGGCUGGAGAGUGUGGAGAUUGUAGACUGCGAGGGCGUGAGUGACCGAGGCAUUGUGGCCCUCCUGAAAGGCUGCCCAACAAUCACCUCCCUGACUCUGAGUGGGUGCGAGAGUGGGGGGGGAGACGGAGGAGAGGGAGGAGGAGCAGGAAGAGGAGGGGGAGGAGGCGAUAGAGCUGGUGGUAACAGAGUGGCGAGGGUGACGGAUGAGAGUCUGCGGGCGGUGGUGGUGCAUGGAGUGGGGCUGCGCUCGCUGCAGCUCAAAUGGAGCCCCGGCUUCUCAGGCCAGCAGCUCGCGAGAGACGUGCUGGAUGCACGACGGUGGUGUACCACCUUCGAGACGAAUUCCGUAGAGGACACUGCCGUUGAGGCGAAUUCCUUUGAGGCGAAUUCCUUUGAGGCGAAUUCCUUUGAGGCGACUGCCUUUGAGGCAAACGCCUUUGGAGCGACGCAAGAGGCGGCGUUGGCUCGAGAUGGAUUGACUCGAGGUGGAUUGCCUCGAGAUGGAUUGCCUCGAGAUGGAUUGACUCGAGAUGAUGUAUCAGGCACCCAAGGCAUGUGGUUAUCGUCCACUGCUCUGCCUGCUGCCUCGGAUUCUCCCUUGUUGCUGCUUGACCAGUGGUUACCAGCACAUGAUGAACAAUCACGUAGGCUACAAUCACAGAGCGUACAGCCACAGCGGUUACAGUCACACGUGCUGCCGCUGCUGCAGCUGGGGUGGAGUGCGCUGGAGAGUCUACAUCUGGAGGGGCUGGAUGGGCUCUCUGAUUCCUUCCUGCUGCUGCCUCCUGCCCCCGCCUCUCCUCAAUCGCCGUGGAGUAUUGCAGGGAGAUAUCAGAGGCAGGGCUUAUCCCCCUAG
This is a messenger RNA of Closterium sp. Yama58-4, 2403 nucleotides long. The record is from the annotation of a GenBank genome assembly. NCBI's taxonomy places the organism in Eukaryota, Viridiplantae, Streptophyta, Zygnematophyceae, Desmidiales, Closteriaceae.